CUCACAUUUAACUGUUACGAAGCCUUAUCUACAGUAUACAGCACUGUACUUAGUGUGUUUGGUUUCACUGACACACUUCUGUUUUCUUAGUACUGUGUCUUUGACCGCUAUGAACAUAGAACUAAGAGUAUCUAUUGUACGUUCGGAAAAAUGCUCUGUUAUUAAUGUUAGGUUUAGGAUCCUUCUAAGUUGUUUCAAAGCUCUUUUGUGGUAAUAUGAGGUAAUUACUACGUUAAUCCAUUCUUUUGUUUGGUCUUUUUUUCUCAGUCUCUCCAAGAAACAUUUUGAAGGACUCUGUGUAGAAAUCAAAGUAAAUAAAUACCGAGCUAAAUUGAACAACAAUAACCUUCAUUCUAGUUCAGUAAUUCCUCAAAGCCUUCAACCAUUCUACAUUUUACGGUUGUUUGCUCCAUUCAACAUUGUAACAGUUAUUGUUCGUUUAGAAAUUUGGGAACAGGAUCGUGUUAGUUUAAAAGUUGAAGAACAUCAUCUGCUCACUGCAUUAGCUCAGUUUAAACGAAUGUAUGCUAAUGUGCGUCAUGAUUGCUUGCAUGCUCUAUUAGGUACAAAAGAACAAGGCUCACGAACACGUGGAAAAGCUAAUCAUAUGACCAUGUGUAUUUAUUCGCGUUGUGUUGGUUACAGUAGAGUAUCACCAACACUUGAUAUUAUUGAAACAGCUCGCACUAUCGCACAUGAACUUGGACAUAAUUUCGGUUUAAGACAUGAUACUGAAGAAUGUGAAUGUCAAGGUUGUAUAAUGGCUACUGGUGUAGAAUUUGGCACAACAGUUAUGAAAUGGUCACCAUGUUCUAUAAGAGAUUUACCAGGUCUACUAAACCAUGGAAUGGGUGUUUGUUUACAUGAUUUGCCUGCUAGUGGGAGUGUAACAAUUAAUUCUUUCGUACCAAACUCUAAAACAUCUACACAUAGAAAGAAUAACAAUAAUGAUAAUAAUAAUAUAAGUAUUCCAAGUGUUGUACAUAUUUAUGAUUGGCAAAGUGAAGCGAAACGAAUUCCAGUUAGUCGUGUAUUAACUAUAAGACAACGUCAUUCUGCCUCAUCUGUUGAGAAAUAUGCAAAUGGAUUAUGUGGAAAUGGGGUGUUGGAUCCUGGUGAAGAAUGUGAUUGUGGUACACAAACUUCAUGUCCAGAAAAGUGGCAAGCCUGUUGUGACCCAGUACGUUGUCGAUUACGUGGUAAUUCUCAGUGCGCUGGUGGUCCAUGUUGUGAUAUUAUUAAAAAAAAUUCCCUGGAAAAUGUAAAUCGAUCAGCAUCUUUUUAUUGUAAAUUAAAACCUUCCGGAACUAUCUGUCGUAAUGAAUCUGGUACUUGUGAUUUACCGGAAUAUUGUGAUGGUCAUAGUCAAUGGUGCCCAGCCGAUGUAUACAAAAUCGACGGUGAAUUAUGCUAUACCGAUGAAGGUCGUCGUGCUCAUUGUAUUCGUGGUGGUUGUCGUGAAGCAGAUGGUUGGUGUCGUGUAUUAUGGGUAAAGAGUAGAAAAUCUAAUGUCGAUUCUGUAGCAAAUUGUGGCGUACACCGACCAUUAUCUAAAAAUCGAUGGGAAGAUGUAAAAACGUGGACAGGAAUAGCUUGUGAAACAUGGCAUGAUACGUCCUCUAUGCUUCUUGGUUGGAUUCAGUCACAAACACGUGUUAUUCACUCAUCUGGUCGAUCAUGUUCCGCACUAGUUUAUGAUCCAGUUUGGCCAGCUUCAGAUCCUACCACUUGGGACGAGAACAAAUUAGUUCAAAUUAAUGCGAAUGGUGCAGGUGUUGGACUUUAUUCAGCAAAUACACAAGAUGCUGGGAUGGUUCCUGAUGGGACACCUUGUUCUCGAGGCUUUUGUUACAAUGGUACUUGUAAAACAAUCGAUAAUGUUCGUCCACUGUAUUCAUGUUAUUGCAAUGGUCGUGGCAUUUGUAAUAAUUUAGGACAUUGUCAUUGUUCACCCGGUUAUAAACCACCUUACUGUGAAGAAGAUGGAAAUGGUGGCAGUGUAGACAGUGGGCCGCCUCCAAUAAGUAGGAUCAAGGAUAACACAUUACUUGUUGUAAUAUGCAUCCUUCUCUUUGUGAUUUUACCUCUCAUUGGAUUUGGCGUAUACUAUGUAUUUAUACGUUCUGGUAGAUGCUUAGUGAGCACAUCAAAGGAGUUUAUUUAUACAAGUAGUGGUUUACGUAAACCAUGUGAUAAAAAUUGUACAGAAUGCUUUUGUCAACUAUUCAGAAAUGACAAAGCCGAAACUUCAAAACAAAGUGAUAGACUCGAAAAGCCGUACCCCUUACUUGCAUUCGCAGCCUUCGAUUCAAAAGUCACAGAGAAUAAGGGAUUCAUCAACGGUCAAACCAAUGGUUACUGCAAUGUCACAUCCAAUGGUAAACUAUCAAACGGUUCUUACAUACCAGUUAAACCAAAAACAGUCAGCUUUGAACCAGUGCCCUCUAAGAAAACAACUUCCAAUUUCAGUGGAGUCAAAACAACUUGCUCACAAAACACCUUGUUCACUAGCACAAAAGCAGCAAACAAAUAUCACCGCACAGGUUCGAAAAGAGAAAUUCCAACUUUAAUUUCUAGAAAUGAUAAAAACUGCAUCAUCAAGGAAGAUAAUAAAGAAACAAUCCCAACUAGUCACCUGAAGUUUACUAAAUUCGAUAGUCAACAUCUCUCCACCGCUUUUGAACAUCACCAACAACGUUUACACUCGAACAUUACAUCUAUAAAGCCAACUACAUUCAUUUCAGAACCCCGACUUGAAACAAUGACUUAUGAAGGACCAAUGUGUUCUUUAAAUGAUCCAGUUAUAAUUAAUACAUUACAACGUAAAUCUAAAAACACACUUGAUAAUCAAUCAAAAUCUGCUUCAUUUAGUAAUUCUCAAUCAUCUAUUAAUAAACAAAAUUGUCAACAAAAAACAAUCACUAAUCAACACCUUACAGCGCAACCACUGACAACAACAGUUGUAACAGGUGGACGUCAACCACUUUCAUCGAAAGAUAUAUCUGAGCCAUUAUUACAAGCAACUACAUAUAACGAAAGUUUAUCGGAUCUAAAAACAGCUAGAUUGAGAUUAUCACAGAAAGAAUUUGAACUUUGA
Messenger RNA from Schistosoma mattheei, 3097 nucleotides. The record is from the annotation of a GenBank genome assembly. Lineage: Eukaryota; Metazoa; Platyhelminthes; Trematoda; Strigeidida; Schistosomatidae.